This is a messenger RNA of Alternaria conjuncta, 630 nucleotides long. RefSeq lists its product as uncharacterized. The record is from RefSeq and is a predicted model, not a curated record. The coding region runs from base 1 to 630 and encodes 209 amino acids. The transcript is spliced from 3 exons. Lineage: Eukaryota; Fungi; Ascomycota; Dothideomycetes; Pleosporales; Pleosporaceae.
AUGGCGAGACGACGACGUUCGAACGGUGCUAGCAAGCACAACAACCUUAUCCUCAAGCACAAUGACCUUAUCCUUAAGCCCAAACGCGUUAUCAAGAGCAGACCUGUGGACUGGGCAGAAGACGACGAGGGCGAUUUACAACCGAUCUUCGCACCAGAACGUCUGUUCACACCCGAAGAACUGGAACCCUACAGAUCGAAUCGCGCACUGUUCGAUCAUAAGAGGAGCCUGCGUAAGCUCGUUGGCCCACCGUUUCCCUUCUUCAAACUCCCAACCGAACUACGCGUCGAGAUUUACCGCUACGUUCUCGUCCAGGACUAUCCCAUCUACCUUGUCUACUACAAGACUGUCCGCAAACACCCAACCAAACUAGCGCUUAGUCUCCUGCGUACAUGCAGUGCCAUGCACGAUGAAUGCGCCCAGAUCCUCUAUGGCGAGAAUAGAUUCGUCUUUUGGAGUACGUACGACCACCUCGAACUGCUGCGGUUCCUCAAUCACAUCGGGCCUGUUAAUCGCAGAUGGUUGAAGACCUUGACCAUGACACCACCCUUGCUCCAUGAAGACGAACCGGUCUACAGCGAUGAGACUCGUCUUUACGACCUUGAGCGACCAGAGGAGUACCUGGAUUGA